Erinaceus europaeus (western European hedgehog) is the source of this 2730-nucleotide messenger RNA. RefSeq names its product tec protein tyrosine kinase (gene TEC). Bases 284 to 2179 code for a protein of 631 amino acids. Gene Ontology annotation, molecular function: ATP binding; protein binding; non-membrane spanning protein tyrosine kinase activity. Gene Ontology annotation, biological process: peptidyl-tyrosine autophosphorylation; tissue regeneration; intracellular signal transduction. The record is from RefSeq and is a predicted model, not a curated record. Lineage: Eukaryota; Metazoa; Chordata; Mammalia; Eulipotyphla; Erinaceidae. The transcript has 18 exons.
GGGGGCCGGGAGGCACGUCCGACCCCCUAGGCCACCUGGCCUGAAACAGCGAGCGCACCGGCUGUGGGAACCUGUGGCUGCAAGUCGCCUGCGCAGGGCGGAGCGGUCGGGAAGGGCGUGGCGUGUCCGUGGGCGUGUCCGGAGGCCCGGGGGCGGGGUCCUCCGGCUCUGGCUCCCGACUCCGUGGCGCCUCCUGGAUUCGCUCUCCGGGGCUCAGCCGGCGCGCUCCAGCCAGAAUACUGGGAUCUUCAAUGGCAGGAGAAGGAAUAAUCAGAAGGCCGAGAUGAAUUUUAACACUAUUCUAGAAGAGAUUCUCAUUAAAAGGUCACAGCAGAAAAAGAAGACGUCACCCUUAAACUACAAAGAGAGGCUUUUUGUGUUAACAAAGUCUGUGCUGACCUACUAUGAAGGUCGGGCAGAGAAAAAGUACAGAAAAGGCUUUAUUGAUGUUGCAAAAAUCAAGUGUGUGGAAGUAGUGAAGAAUGAUGAUGGUGUCAUUCCCUGUCAAAAUAAAUAUCCAUUUCAGGUUGUUUAUGAUGCUAAUACACUUUACAUUUUUGCACCUAGUGCACAAAGCAGAGACCAGUGGGUGAAGAAGUUAAAAGAAGAAAUUAAGAACAACAAUAAUAUUAUGAUUAAAUAUCAUCCUAAGUUCUGGGCAGAUGGGAGUUAUCAGUGUUGUAGACAAACUGAAAAACUUGCACCUGGAUGUGAGAAAUACAAUCUUUUUGAAAGUAGUAUAAGAAAAGUACUACCUCCAGCACCAGAAACAAAAAAACGGAGGCCUCCCCCACCCAUCCCUCCUGAAGAGGAAGAUAAUAGUGAAGAAAUAGUUGUUGCUAUGUAUGAUUUCCAAGCGACAGAAGCACAUGACCUCAGACUAGAGAGAGGUCAAGAGUAUAUCAUACUAGAAAAGAAUGAUGUUCAUUGGUGGAGAGCAAGAGACAAAUAUGGGAGUGAAGGUUAUAUCCCAAGCAAUUAUGUAACGGGGAAGAAAUUGAGCAACUUAGAUCAAUACGACUGGUACUGCAGAAAUACAAAUAGAAGCAAAGCAGAGCAACUCCUCAGAAGUGAGGAUAAAGAAGGUGGUUUUAUGGUAAGGGACUCUAGCCAACCAGGCAUGUACACAGUCUCCCUUUAUACAAAAUUUGGAGGAGAAAGCUCAUCAGGCUUCAGGCAUUAUCAUAUAAAGGAAACAACAACAUCCCCAAAGAAAUACUACCUGGCAGAAAAACAUGCAUUUAGUUCAAUUGCUGAGCUGAUUGAAUAUCAUAAGCACAAUGCAGCAGGACUUGUGACAAGGUUGCGGUACCCAGUUAGUGCAAAAGGGAAGAACGCACCAACAACUGCAGGAUUCAGCUAUGAAAAAUGGGAGAUUAACCCUUCAGAGCUGACUUUCAUGAGGGAGUUGGGAAGUGGACUGUUUGGCGUGGUGAGACUUGGCAAAUGGCGAGCCCAAUACAAAGUGGCAAUCAAAGCCAUCAGGGAAGGCGCCAUGUGUGAAGAAGACUUCAUAGAAGAAGCUAAAGUGAUGAUGAAACUGACACACCCAAAGUUAGUCCAGCUCUAUGGUGUAUGCACCCAGCAGAAACCAAUCUACAUUGUUACUGAGUUCAUGGAAAGGGGCUGUCUUCUGAAUUUUCUCCGACAGAGACAAGGUCAUUUCAGCAGAGACGUGCUCCUGAGUAUGUGUCAAGAUGUGUGUGAGGGAAUGGAGUACCUGGAGAGAAACAGCUUCAUCCACAGAGAUCUGGCUGCCAGAAAUUGUCUGGUAAAUGAGGCAGGAGUUGUGAAAGUGUCUGAUUUUGGAAUGGCCAGGUAUGUUCUGGAUGAUCAAUAUACAAGUUCUUCCGGUGCUAAAUUUCCUGUGAAGUGGUGUCCACCUGAAGUGUUCAAUUACAGUCGCUUCAGCAGCAAAUCAGAUGUCUGGUCAUUUGGCGUCUUAAUGUGGGAAGUAUUCACUGAAGGCAGAAUGCCCUUUGAGAAAAACACCAACUAUGAGGUGGUAACCAUGGUUACCCGCGGUCACAGACUCUACCCACCGAAGCUGGCAUCCAAAUAUGUGUAUGAAGUGAUGCUGAGGUGUUGGCAAGAGAAGCCAGAGGGAAGGCCUUCCUUUGAAGAGUUGCUGCGCACGAUAGAUGAGCUAGUAGAGUGUGAAGAAACUUUUGGAAGAUAAAUGAUGCUGUGAUCCAUGGCUCCUAGGGUCCAAAACACAAAGAAGAAAGAGCAUUCACAUUACUGUAGUUAAUUUAUUUAAAGUGGAAACACCUGAGGCACUUGCUUCUCAACCUACUUUAGUUCUGUGACUGAAUCUUCCAUGAAAAUGCUCUCUUAGAGAUGGCGAUUAAGUCUCUAUUUCUGUCUAUUCCACAGGCACUAAUGUGCCCACUGGUGCUAUGCUCAGACCCCAGGAUUUGCCCACUCUAGGACUGCAAAUGGACACGAUAGCUGGUUCCAGUGGAAGGCCAGCAUAUUGGGAAGAGGAAGAGCAUUAGAGCUAUGUUCCAGCAACCUUCCCUUUGACUACAACAGAAAUCUGGGCCUGGGAUGUUGUCUAGAAUGUGAGUUUUGGGUGAAUCAAGAGCCCACUUUGGAUAAUACCCAUCUUUUGUUUUAAAAGCUCUUUUCAAGACUGCCACUAGUAUUACAUUAAAGAAAAAUCUGUAUGCUAUAUAUAUAUAUUGUAAAAUAUGUAAUAUAUAAAAUUAUAUAUUUAUAAGAAACGUG